Molecule: messenger RNA, 5560 nt
Organism: Onychostruthus taczanowskii (white-rumped snowfinch)
Lineage: Eukaryota; Metazoa; Chordata; Aves; Passeriformes; Passeridae
Gene: PIK3AP1
Product: phosphoinositide-3-kinase adaptor protein 1
Exons: 17
Coding region: 116-2512 (798 amino acids)
Biological process (GO): signal transduction
Cellular component (GO): cytosol
Molecular function (GO): signaling receptor binding; phosphatidylinositol 3-kinase regulatory subunit binding
Source: RefSeq, a predicted model, not a curated record
GGUGCCGUGUCCCGUGCGUGCCGGGGCCGAGGGACAGCCGCGGGGGGAUGCACCGCCUUGCUGCGCCGCCGAUGUGAGGGAAGGGGAGCGGCCCCUUGCGCGCCGGUCCCGGACCAUGGCCGCCCCCGGAGCCCCUGGAGAAUACGAUGUGCUGAUCGUGUUUGCAAGUGACGCCGCUGAAUGGUGUCAGUACCUCCAGAACCUCUUCCUCUUUACGUGGCAAGUUCGAAAGCAUCGGAUUCUGAGCUACCAGCUGGAAGACGACUCUGCCAUCUCCCACCAGGAGCUGGACCUGUUCAGCAGAAGUCGGAGUAUCAUCCUUUUGCUUUCUGCUGGGCUGGUGCAGAGUUUUUAUGUUCCUCACAUCCUGCAGAGCCUUCAGGAAGCUUUAUGGCCCCCGUGCAAAGUAGUCAAGCUGUUCUGUGGUGUUACGGACUGUGAUGACUAUUUGACCUUUUUCAAGGACUGGGCUCAGUGGCAAGAACUCACAAAUGAUGAUGAGCCUGAUGCUUACCUUGCAGCUGUUGAGAAGGCUAUUUCAGAAGACUCAGGCUGUGACUCUGUGACUGAUACAGAAACAGAAGACGAGAAGAAUCCAGUUGACUCCCACAGACUUGCCAUGAGUGAAGAACAUGGAUCAUCCAGGAGCACUGGGGACUGUCCAGUGGUGCAGCCCAGCCGCAUACAAUGUGGGGUGCAGACAACAGUUUAUAUUAUCAUGAAAUGUAAACUAGAUUGUGAAACGAAAACUGAAGUUGAAUUUUCUCCAGAGAAUGCAUCCUCUGUGCGUGUGCUGGCUGAGAUGGAGAAUGAGUACACAAUCUCUGUGCAGGCUCCAAAUUUAACCUCUGGGACAGUGCCCCUGAAGAUAUAUUCAGGGGACUUGAUGGUGGGAGAAACAAGUGUCACUUACCAUACUGACAUGGAGGAGAUCAGCAAUCUGUUGGCUAAUGCAGCCAACCCUGUACAGUUCAUGUGCCAGGCCUUUAAAAUUGUGCCAUACAGCAUAGAAGCCCUGGACAAACUAUUGACUGAGUCACUCAAGAAGAACAUUCCUGCCAGUGGUCUACACCUGUUUGGAAUCAACCAGCUGGAAGAAGAAGAUAUGACAGCAAAUCAGAGGGAUGAGGAAUUGCCAACACUGCUUCACUUCUCUGCAAGAUAUGGGCUGAAGAACCUUACUGCCUUGCUGCUUACAUGCCCUGGAGCACUGCAGGCCUACAGUGUAGCCAACAAGUAUGGCCACUAUCCAAACACCAUAGCAGAAAAGCACGGCUUUAAGGACCUCCGCCAGUUCAUUGAUGAAUAUGUGGAAACUGCAGAUAUGCUAAAGAGUCACAUUAAGGAAGAGCUGAUGCAAGGCGAGGAGGAUGAGUCUGUUUAUGAGUCCAUGGCUCAUCUGUCCACUGAUCUGUUAAUGAAAUGUUCAUUGAAUCCAGGCUCCGAUGAAGAGCUUUAUGAAUCCAUGGCUGGAUUUGUCCCGGGUGCCCCAGAAGAUCUUUAUGUAGAGAUGCUUCAAUCCAAACCAGACACUCCAGCUGCUGGAGAUGAAGUUUCUAUAACUACAAAAGACUCAAUGCUCCGCAAGUUUUUAGAAGGUGGUAGCAUGGAUGUGCCAGAUUCUGAGGAAGGAGGUCGAGAGCAGUAUGGUGAAGACGUGUACUACUCAGUGGAACAAGACCCUUUUCCACAAGAAAUGGCUAACAGACCUCCAGUUCCUGUUCCAAGACCAGAAUCUAGCUCUCCACAGCCAGACAAUGAGCUGUACAUCUCCAAAAUUUUUGCACAGAAGGCUCAAAGACCUGAGAAUCUUUAUGUCCCUAGAGGAAGAAUUAAGAAAGAGACAAUAGUCAGGCCUGUAAGGGACCUGUCUCAAUCAAGUAUAUAUGAUCCAUUUGCUGGAAUGAAAACCCCAGGUCAGCGGCAGCUGAUUACAUUACAGGAGCAAGUGAAGAUGGGCAUCCUCACUGUGGAUGAAGCUGUACUUCACUUUAAGGAGUGGCAACUGAACCAGAAAAAGAGAUCAGAAUCAUUCCGGUUCCAGCAGGAAAAUCUGAAACGUCUACGAGACAGCAUAACCAGGAGGCAAAUGGAGAAGCAAAAAAAAGACAAAAGUGCAGAUUUGGAAAUUACAGUACCCAUUCGACAUUCUCAUAAUACUUUGGGGAAACUAGAAUGUGGAAUAUAUGAAUACACGCCCAGGAAAAACCUUUUUCCACCAAAAAAGGAGAUAAAACGAGGAGACUGGAAAACAGAAAGCACAUCCAGCACAACAAGUAGUGCAAGUAACCGCUCCAGCACUCGGAGUAUCUUGAGUGUCAGCAGUGGGAUGGAAGGGGACAGUGAGGACAGCGAAGUCCCAGAAACAGCAAGGAGCCGUAGCCCAAUUCAUCACCAAGUAGAGAGGCUUCCUUUCCCAGAAAGGCCUCCCAGAGUGCCUCCUCGAGGUGCAAGCAGGCCUGUAAGCUGUGAAGGCUUUUAUCCUCCACCUGUGCCUCCAAGAGGUCGCUGAAUCUCUCAACAUCUGUGGAAUACAAGAUUUUUUUGUUGUUUAUAUAUGUGUUUGUACAGAAAUUUUUUUUGGGCUGAGUUAAAUUAUUUAUAAGUGAGACCCAAAUGAUUUCAUCCCCUUCAUCCUCCCCGAAGCUCUGGUGAUUUUCCCCAUGAUUUUUACUGAGAUUUUUUGAUGUUCUAUAACAUUUUUUUUAGUUGGAAGAAUUUUGGUGCUUUGGGGCUUCAAGGAAAGGUAUCAUCAUUGGGAAAAACAUUGAUGUGUGUCUUGGGAGCCCUGCACCAACAUGAAGAUCCCAUUUGAUCAAGAAAGCACAUGUGUCCUUUUAGGAACUAAAUCCUGAUAAGCAUUGUUACCAAACCUCUCAAUACAGUCUAGCAAGGCUUGACUGAAAAACAUGCUUAAAAUGUAAAGAAAAUAAGAUGUUUGAAAAAUGCUCAUUACAGCAGGAGCAGGUGAAUGUACUACUGCUUGGCAUAACAUUUUGGAUACAAUUAUACUGACCUUUCAGAUGGUGUAGCAUCCCCCUUUAGCAAUCAUUAAACCAUGGGGGGAUGAGAAAUUGUCUUCGAGAAUGUAUUUUGCAUGCAUCCUUGAAAAUGCCUUUCCUUUUCCUGUUUGCUUCCUGAAGAGGACAGGCGAGGUGUUGUGUGUGCUGUAUUUACCAUGAAAAUUCCCAAGACAGCUGGUAAGGGACCUUCUGUAUCACAAACCAACUGUACUUAAACCUUUUUCAGGCAAGGUGCAGGUGUGGUGUUACAACAUCACAUGACUGAGCUCUCAAAUUAGAGAAGGAAUUGGUGGCAGUGCUGUGUUCUCUGUCUCUGACAUGUAGUCACUGUGCAGCAAUAUGAAGGCAUUUCACUUCAUACUCCGCAACAGUAGUGAGUCUCCAAUUCUCAGUGCAUGCCCCUCACAAAUACCAGCUGUAUUUUAGCUGGCUGCAGUGGAAACAGACAACCUGGGGGCUGGACUCUGCUUGCUCUACCAGUGUGAAUCUGCAGCAGCUGUGUCCAGCCUUUUUUCUGCCUGGGGGCUUACAAACUUGAGACUUCCUGGUUUGGCUCUCUUCCAGACAUUGAAAUCUUCUGUGCAUAUCCCAACCCUUGGGGGACAGUUUAUGGCUCUGGUUGUCCAUGAGUGACACAGAUGGGAAUCUGCAAGAUAACAUUCAGGGUAGGGAUUAAACAUCAUUACAUACUUGGUUUUCAGGGAUGAAAGAGGGAGAAACAGACAGAUACAUCUGUACUAGCUGAUCCCUCAGGUAUGGGUAGGACAAGUAGAGCUUCUGUCCGAUCAUGUCAGCUCCCCUUCAUCUGUAGGAGGGCAGGUGACACAGAGUUGCAGUUCCUUACUCUUACAGAGUGGCAAACCCAGUGUGUGAAGCUGCAGAAGUGACAGCAACUGUGACUUGACCAGCACUGAAUGAAGGUGAAGAAGCCCCUGCUGCUUUCAGGCAUAUAGGCAUACGCUAAAUAUCAUCUAUGCAUAGAUGCACAGGAUUUGGGUGACUCCAAAUGCAGUUCAUAAACUCUCUCCUUUUAAUGGCAGAGUGAUGCAAGUGUUGUGCUGCAUAUACAGCACAACACAUACAGAGGUGUCCUUUCUGUUUUUUUAUUAUUUUAUUUUUUAAAGAAACCUCAGUGCUGUCUCCAGUAACUGCCACUAUAGACUCUCAGUGAGUUCGCUCUUGUUCACUGUAGCCAGGGGAAUGGUGAGGUGAGAGCUGCCUUCCUGUGCUCUUGGAAUGAAACAAGGUUUCCAGCUCUAUUAGCUCAAAUUGGAAGGAGGGAAGGAGGUUUUGGUGCUGAAAUGAAGAAAAUAGUAGCAAGGAUAAGUGAAGAAAUGCUGGUGGGGCUCUGGGUGAGACCUCUCCCAAAAGGGGAGCUGAGCCCUGCUAUAAAUGCAUUCUGUUCAGGCCCCUUCUGCACUCCUUAAGGGAGGGAAACUGAAGAUGCAGCUGUAGUUUCAGGCAUUCCUGUCUCACUGCUGCUGGAUUGGUGAGGGAUCUCAGUAACCAACAAUCACUGCAAGACUCUCACCCUAUUGAGGAAAAAAGGAACAGCACUAAGAUGGUUUUACUGUUGGAUGCAGGUAAACAGUUGGAUGCAGUCAAAUCUUUCAAGCCUCUUACAGGCCAACAGUGAUGCACCUGCUUAGCUACCAAUGUGUGUGUUCCACAUAGGUUGGAUUCAUCUAAUUGCUUUCAGCCUCUUACAUUUCAAUGCAUGCAGCCCCUGCAUCUGUAUUUUGUGCUGGUGAGCAUGUGUUGUGUGUUGCUUCCACCCAGGAUGAGAAAUGCACUGAAACUGGAGAUCAGAGAAGAAAACAAGGGGAAAUAUGAACAGUGUUUCUGAUGCAUAUUAGAGUCCAAGGACUGAACAGAUAAUACAAUUGCUUGUAAAAACUUAAGUGGCCUGGCCAAAUUGUAGGGGCAUCAACCAAUCCACCAAACUCAGGUGCCAGCUGGCAGGCUUGGGGAGUGUGUUUGUUCUUUGUACAGCAUGCCUUGCAAACCCUGCUGCAGCAGAUGGCUCUGGUUGGCCCUGGUGCUGACUGUGAGACUUAAGUACUGAAUAAACUGAAGAGCUGAAGCCUCCCCUCUGUCUCCCAAGGGUAAGCUACUCUAUUUUGGACUGAGAUGCAAUGACUAGAAAGAAACAUAUGGUGUUAUCAAAACUGUCUAGGUUUUCUGGUUUUUUUUAGUCUGUAUGUGUGUGUGUAAUGCAAGCAUGGGUUUUGGCAAGUAUCUCUACAAGGACCUCACUUCUACUGAAACAGUGCAUGCACUAUCUCCUGAAUCUCUGGAAAAGGCUUCAGAUAAAUAUAUCUUGUGAAAUACAUUCAGGGAAGGUAGACUGAAUGUGUGAAACCACAAGAGGAAAAGCAUUUAGCAGAGGUAUGAUGGUAACGGAAAUUGGUUUUCUGCAUCAUUUCUACAAAGCAUGGAUGACAUGUGACAGCACAGAGUUCCUGCCUUCUGCUCAUGUAAUUUGUUGUCUGUCUGCUUAUUUGUUGGUUCUCUUUAUUUGAGAAGAUGGUAUAGCC